GUCCGUUGGGACCCACCUGCGCAGGCGCCUGUUAGCCAACGCAGGCGCCUGUUAGCCAACGCAGGCGCCUGUUAGCCAACGCAGGCGCUUGUCAGCCAAUGCAGGCGCCUGUUAGCCAACGCAGGCGCCUGUCAGCCAAUGCAGGCGCCUGUUAGCCAACGCACCAGCUACGAUGGGCUUACAGACUCAGACAUUGGCCAUGAGUCUCCAGAGUCGCGCCUAUCGACGCUGUGCAUGGACAUCAGAGAAGCCGCCGACUGUCUCCUGCGUCUCUCGGUUGCCAGAACCCCGCACCCCACGAGAGAUUCCGCAAGCUCGGCGGGGGCCGUCAGAAGACAUUUCGUUCCGAGAGUCACACGACGUUGCCUACGUCCGGGGCAAGUUUCCCCGAUCAGAUGGCGUCCUCGCUGAGGCACUGGGAAAGUCCAUCACCCGCCGGCGAGAGUUCUUUCGCUGCCGGAAGGCCCACCACGACAGGCUUGCCCAGGGCCUCGAGAAGACAGACUUUGGUGGCAACUUUGGCGACAACGUUGAGGAGAGAGAUGACAGCCACACCGAAAUCGUCCAAACGACUGUUGCCUCGCCGCUGGCAGAGCACUUGAAAACACAGACAGACAUUGAUCUCCGGAGUGGGGUUAUCGUCGAACCGCGACCCGGGGGCGCAGCUGACCAAUAGGCCGCCAUUUUGGGAGCUCAAGGACGAAGGCGGCCCAUCCCAGCCAGCGGGGGAUACGGCCACCACACUGCCGCUUCCACAGACGAAUGUUAUUUCCGCCAACACGCCAGCCGCGUUGGCUGACAAGUGGCCAAUGGAAAACGUACAGCGAUUUCUCC
Messenger RNA from Lasiosphaeria miniovina, 834 nucleotides. RefSeq lists its product as uncharacterized. The transcript has a single exon. NCBI's taxonomy places the organism in Eukaryota, Fungi, Ascomycota, Sordariomycetes, Sordariales, Lasiosphaeriaceae. The record is from RefSeq and is a predicted model, not a curated record. The coding region runs from base 173 to 676 and encodes 167 amino acids.